Messenger RNA from Sinocyclocheilus rhinocerous, 1491 nucleotides. RefSeq names its product cytosolic phospholipase A2 gamma-like. The transcript is spliced from 13 exons. Gene Ontology annotation, molecular function: calcium-dependent phospholipid binding; calcium ion binding. Lineage: Eukaryota; Metazoa; Chordata; Actinopteri; Cypriniformes; Cyprinidae. The record is from RefSeq and is a predicted model, not a curated record. Gene Ontology annotation, cellular component: nucleoplasm; nuclear envelope; cytosol. Gene Ontology annotation, biological process: glycerophospholipid catabolic process. Bases 1 to 1491 code for a protein of 496 amino acids.
AUGGCUGUGACAAACACAUGGAACCUUUAUUUUUUUAGAGUGCAAAUAGAGAAAAUAAGUAGAGUCACAGGUCAGCAUAACAAGCACAAAAAUGACCCGUUUCCCAUCUACACAGUGAUCGACAAGCAGUGCAAACAGAACAGAGAAGGAGACCCCUGGUUUGAGAUCAGUCCACAUGAAGCAGGUUAUUCUCUCAUUGGAGCGUUUGUGAAAACGUCCAGCUUCGGCAGCCAGUUUGACGACGGCUGUAAGAUCAAGGACCAGCCUGAAAUGGACAUGCUGUACCUGCAAGUCACAGGUCAGCAUAACAAGCACAAAAAUGACCCGUUUCCCAUCUACACAGUGAUCGACAAGCAGUGCAAACAGAACAGAGAAGGAGACCCCUGGUUUGAGAUCAGUCCACAUGAAGCAGGUUAUUCUCUCAUUGGAGCGUUUGUGAAAACGUCCAGCUUCGGCAGCCAGUUUGACGACGGCUGUAAGAUCAAGGACCAGCCUGAAAUGGACAUGCUGUACCUGCAAGCUCUGUGUGGCAGCGCUAUAGCUGAUAUGGAUGAGAACAAAAACUAUAUCUGGCAAACUAUAAGAGGUUUAUUUUCUAGAAUUAUAUCUAGAAUAGAAAAUGGGAUGAUUGAGGGAAUGGAGAAAGAUCCAAACUCGCCACCUGCAGACAAGUGUUCCCAGGUGCUCAUGGAUCUCGUGGUCAUGAAUCUCUCUGUUUUGAAUGGCAUUGAUCCUUUUGAUCUUCACGAAUCCAUACGAACAAAUCUGAACGAGCUCACUGGAGGCAAAAGUCAGCAUAUUUUUCAAGUGGAAAAACUGAAUCUCGCUGAUAAAGAAGCUGCAAAACUGCACAUGAGGAAGUAUACCUUGGAUAUUUGUGCAUGCUUGAGCGUUUCGUUUAGUUUCUGGCCAUUCAAUGUUUGCUUCAGCAUUUGUAAGUGUGCGGUUUGGAGGAUCUGGGGCACGAAAUAUGACUUUCUCCACAACAUGACAGAUAAAACAGUGCCUCGUGCUCUUCUGGAAAGUGAGACGAGAGACUAUAUAGACGCCGGAGUGUUGCUGAACUCACCCUACUUUUCAGUGCUGAGAGAAGAACGAGACAUUGAUCUCAUCAUUUCCCUGGAUUUCAGCGACGACGAUCCUUUCAUGACAGUGAGAGAAGCUGCUGAGACCUGCAAGAAACUAAAGAUCCCUUUCCCUGAAGUCAACAUUCCCAGUGAAGAUGUGAAGAAACCGAACGACUUCUAUGUGUUCAAAGGCAAAAACGCUCCAACCGUGAUUCACAUCCCUCUGUUUAAUGUGGUCAACUGUGGAGAUGAUAUUGACACCUGGAGGUACAAAUAUGGCACGUUCAGUUCUUCCUACAGCGCUGAGAUGAUCACUAAGCUAAUGGAGGUCGCCGGAAAAAACAUCUCAAACAACAGAGCCAAACUGUUGAAGCAGAUUCAUGCGGCCAUCGGGCAAAAGCAUAACAAACAACACUGUGACUAA